GAACGAAUGUCAGUCAAGAGCAGAACGUUGCUCGAGAAGCAAGCGAACUUUUUGCGCUCUUAGUGGUUGUGGAAUCUUGUGUUGACAAGUAGAUUAAAAGUUAAAGAUCUUAUGUGCAGAUAAAGUUGAUUUAUUUCUUCAAUAACUCUGAUUUCUGAGCUAUCAACGUCUUUAAUUUUCAACAUUAGUAACACUUAGUAACCAUACAGGAAAAAAUGCGAUCAAAGCUCUCCUUAGAACAGUUGAAUGCACUAUCACCUGCGGAAUUUCACAAACUAUUCGAAAAUGUCGUAGAGUCUUGGUCGGAAGCAGCAAUUUUUUGCUCUGCAAUGGCACCAUUCAAAAGCUUCGACUCAAUGAUUACAAUUUUCGAAAACUAUCUGCAACGAUUGAGCAGUGAAAACAAGCUGCGCAUUCUUCGGCUCCAUCCCGAUCUAGCGGGCAAAUUGCUCGAUACACACCAACUCACCGAAGAAUCUAGCUACGAGCAAACAUGCGCCGGACUGGACAAAUUGUCUGCGAACGACAAGGAUCGGUUAACUAAGCUGAAUGAGAAAUAUAAGGAGAAAUUCGGAUUUCCCUUCGUUGUCUGCGUACGUGAAGCAUCCAAAUUUGAAGCCAUACUGAAAGGUAUUACUGAGAGAAUUAACAACAGUCCGGAUAUGGAACUUGAGAUUGGCAUAAAUGAAGUGAAGAAGAUCUGUAGGUUGAGAAUCUUGCAGUUGGUUAAUAAUUUGUGAUUGUGAAAAUAUACGCUCUGUUGCCAAAAUCGAUAAAAUAAUA
Messenger RNA from Topomyia yanbarensis, 783 nucleotides. RefSeq names its product 2-oxo-4-hydroxy-4-carboxy-5-ureidoimidazoline decarboxylase-like. Lineage: Eukaryota; Metazoa; Arthropoda; Insecta; Diptera; Culicidae. The transcript is spliced from 3 exons. Gene Ontology annotation, biological process: allantoin metabolic process. Bases 216 to 740 code for a protein of 174 amino acids. The record is from RefSeq and is a predicted model, not a curated record. Gene Ontology annotation, molecular function: carboxy-lyase activity.